ACAACAUACAAAAGAUUCAAAGGAUAUACAGUUAAAACACUGAGUUGCUUUACAUGAAAGAACAUAGCGCGGUCCGUGAAACGUGUAUAUAUGAUGUGAUUUUUCAUCUAAGUGUAUCAUUUUUGAUCUGCCGUUGAUGCUGUUGCAUUACCACUGUUUUUGAUUACAUACCAACGAUCGUGUGAUAGAUAUCCGUUUGAAUUUGAAAGUGUGUGACUAGUGUUUUGAUUACCGUUAAUCGUCGUGUUAAGUACCCUUGUGGUGCUUGUGGCAAACGUUGCAAGUCUGAAACGGUGUGUUGUGGCAAUUGCAACCAAUGGCAUCAUAAAAACUGCGAAGUGUUGUCUGACACGCAUUUCUCCACCUUGGAGAAACCUCCUCCAGGAUAUUUGUGCCGGCAGUGCUGUGUAGAGCCGUUCGACUGCAAUGCUUCGUUGAACAGACUUCGUAAUGCUGUGAAAGGAGGAAACUUGAAAGAUUCUAUUGCGUUGGAGCGGAUCCGAAUGAGGAGUAUGGAGUUGCCCAUUGAAACUUUGGUUGCACAUGGACAAUGUAGGCCAGACAGCAUGGCAGAGAACAUCUUGCUGAAGUUUGAACAGAACCCUAAAUAUCUUCCUGUGUCUGUGAGCGGAGAUGGGAACUGCUUUUUUAACUCACUCUCCGUCGCAAUGUAUGGAAGCGAAUCUAAAGCAACCGAAAUAAGAUUACUGACAGCACUAGAAAUGUUGGAGAACCAGUUGUAUUAUGAACACAUACAUGCUGGCUCAAGGAUUAGUCAUGUGUCGCCCGACUUCGAGAUUUCAUGCAAGGACUGUCUAAGAGAAGGUGGAUUUUCCUCUGCAUGGACAAUGCAUGCGGCUGCAUCUGUGCUGGAAAGGCCGAUUAUAUCAAUCUACCCACCGCUUAACGGACUUGUUGACAAUUGUUUCGUAAUUCUAAAUAAACACUUUACACCCAGGACAUCUUCUACCAAACGGCCAAUACGUAUAAUGUGGACGGUCUUUGGAUCAUCUGGGUCAACGGGCACAUGGACACCAAACCAUUUCGUCCCCCUGUUACCGGUCAGGAUCGCCGGGCCAGUGACAAUCACCAUUGAAAGUAGCCCUGAACCAGAGCUUCCAGAACUUGGACGUGCUAAAUCAACACCACAUCAGAAAACUCGCCGAGUAGAAAAGUCUCCAAAUGUUUCUAAGACUUGUGAAGAAAAGGACGACAUUUUCUCUUCAUUGGAGAAUACAAAACUAUCACCAAUUAACCCAAAGCAAUCGAAAUAUUCAUCUACACACAAUCAGUUGCCUGAACAAGACUUGUCCCCGUUGAAUGAGCUGUCUAAAGAGUAUUCUUCUGUGCAAAUGAUUAGGGCGAUGAAUGGGCCUGGUCGAUUUAUGAACCCAGAAGAAGUUUUGAAUACGAUGAUGGAAUUAUCUCCCAGUGGUUGCAACGUGCCCGAUGGACUUAAGGAAAAUGUAUAUUUCUUGUUGAAAAUCAAAGUAAUGUGUUACGUCGCCAACAAGGCAAAUAUGCCAUGUACGUCGAUGAUUGUGGUGCCUUGGCACAAGGUGCGUCGGCAAAGGUUCAUACAUAUGUCAUGAAAGGUGAAAACAACUUAUAUUACGUUGAUGUUGUGAAUGGACAAUAUUGUAUCUGCAAGAACCGUAAGCGUGUGCCACUUGAUCCUCAGCCAAGUGAUGAUAAAAUUUUGGUAUUUCGAAAGUACUAUGUAUCACUGAAAGCAGACAAAUCGUUCAAGAAACGGAUUUCAACUGUCAUCAAAUGUCCCGAAUCAAUACCUACAAAUAUGAAAAAUCUUGCAGUCGUAGAGUAUAUAGGUGUAUACCCUACCGAACCACAACCUCAUGGAAAUGGAAAGCACACGAACACUGACUAUAUAAGGACCGCCACAGCCGUUACCGAGAAAGUGAAAAAUAUGGUGAAAACUCAAACACCUCGGGAAGUUUACCAGGAACUAGUUUUAAAUGGAUCAAGUACGGCACCCAGAGAUUUAAAACAAAUACAAAAUGCAAAACAUUUACAAACCAGAAAAUCUCAGCCAGAUCAGCAAAGUCGAAAGAACAUAGCAGAUGAUAUUAUAAAUGUGCUAAAUGACUUCCACCACAAUCCAAGAAUUUAUUCAAGAAGUUGUUCAAACAAAAGGAAAGCCUCCCUAUAUAAUUAUUUAUUAUGAAGAACAAUUAAAGGACAUAAUUCAAUUCUGUUCCUCAAAUGCAACACACCCAAGUGUUUUGGGAAUUGACAGGACAUUUAACCUUGGCGCAUGCUAUGUUACGACAACAGUCUAUCACAACACAAAUUUAAUGCGAAAAGAGUCGGCAAUGCACCCGAUCAUGUUGGGACCGGUAUUUCUUCAUUGGGAUGGUGUCUUUACGACCUAUCACCGGUUUUUAUCCCAUCUACAAUGUAAAUUGGAGGACUCAAUUGUAGGCUCACAAAUGAGUGGAAUGAAUCUUGUCUUUGGUUCGGAUGAAGAGAAGGCCCUAACAAAGGCAGUAAAAAGUGUUUUCCCUUCAUUAGAUUUAGUUUUAUGCAUGCAGCACAUAUCAAAGAAUGUGAGUCAUCACCUAAUUAAGAUUGGUGUGGAAAUCAGCGAAAGAAGAAAAAUAAUGGAUACGGUAUUUGGCGCAACAGGACUUAUGGCAUGCAAAGAGGAAUAUGAAUAUUUAAAAAAAGCCAUGGAGUUGCAUGAAAAAUAUGUAAAUGAGGUACCAACAUUUGCAAAUUAUUUUAGGAAUUUAACAGAUAAAUUGUUGGAAAAUGUUGUCAAAUCUCGUAAUAAAAACAAAUGGAUUCCGUUAGAUUGGAAGAAUAACUCAUAUGAAAGCUUAAAUAAUAUCCUGAAAUUAGCAGUGAAUUGGAAAACCCUGAAACUGCCGGACUUAAUUAAUAGAAUUAAUAAUAUUGUUAAAUUACAGCUCUGUGAUAUCCGUAGAGCAAUACAUGAAACAGGCAAUUUUAAACUUGCACCAUGGAUGGCAAAGUUUGCAGUAAAACAUGUAAAUUGGGUGAAGAAAAGUGAGGCUGAAAAAGAAAAUGUAUAUCGUAACUUUAUGAAAGGUCCCAAAAAACUAAACAGUCACAUUUGCUCAACGGACGGUGGACGGUGGAAAAAUGCAAAAACUCAAAAAGUACGAUUUUAAAUAUAUGCAAAUUAUUUAUAGGAAAAAAAAUCGCCGUACUUCUACCGGCGACGACAUAUAGAUUUAUGAAUUAUGUUGUAUCAAGUAUUUAAUAAAUGAUAUUUGCAGAAGAAAUUUGACACUUGUUGA
This is a messenger RNA of Anneissia japonica, 3284 nucleotides long. Its product is annotated as vertnin-like. NCBI's taxonomy places the organism in Eukaryota, Metazoa, Echinodermata, Crinoidea, Comatulida, Comatulidae. Gene Ontology annotation, biological process: regulation of transcription by RNA polymerase II. The transcript is spliced from 4 exons. The coding region runs from base 2103 to 3155 and encodes 350 amino acids. The record is from RefSeq and is a predicted model, not a curated record. Gene Ontology annotation, cellular component: chromatin.